UAAAGGCCAUGACACUCAUGACAAAAACAACCCUUAGAAUCUGUCCCGAUUAUUUUCGCCUGAAAGAGUAAUCCAAUUAUUAACUUUAGUUUUUAUUUAGUGGAAUUAAUUGAGUGCAACCGACAUCAGAUCCUGUGGACCAUGUUGAUCAGACAGUCUCCAACCGCGUCACCCAGAAGACCCCAGGAUCUCUACGUGUAUGACUUCCAGGAUGCGAGCCACCCCGAGGUGGUGCUGGAUGCCCUGAGAGGCUUCUACUCUGAAGGCCUCUUCACUGAGAUCCUGCACUGCCACAAGGUGGCGCUCUGUGCACGCAGCUCAUACUUCAGGGACAUGUUCACCACUGACAUGAGGGAGAGGACCAACAGCCUCGUCAGGCUGCCAGUGUUGGAAGUGGAGGUUUUGUCUGCCUUGGUAGACUACAUCUACUCCUCCAGGCUCACCAUAACCCAGCUGAACGUGGAGAGCUUGCUGAAGGCUGCUGACCUGCUGCAGUUUGGAGCGGUGAAGAGGGGCUGUGAGGCCUUCCUUGUGCGUCUGCUGGAUGUAGACAACUGCCUCGGCAUGCUGGCGUUCUCCCAGCUCCACGCAUGCUGUACCCUUGAGAAAGAGGCCCGCAGGCUGCUAGUGGGCAGGUCUGAGGAAGUGAUCAAAGAAGAGGAAUUUCUAGAACUGGAUCCCGACACCUUGAGGACUGUCCUAGCAGAGGAGAAGCAGGAAGUGGUGCUGGAGGCAGUGGUUAGGUGGCUGCGUCAUGACCCUCUCAUCCGAACAAAACAUCUCUCCUCCCUGGCCCUGGACAUUAACCCUACAAACCUCAGCGAUUCCUUGCUGAAAAUGUGUAGUUACAAUGAGCUAAAUGACUCUGACAGCAUCCUCUCCAUGUUCACCUUAACACCCAUGUUCAAACAGUCCUCCAUGGGCUUUAAUAGGAGGAGAUCCAUCUCGAAGAUGAUAGUAAUUGGGGGUUACCAUUGGCGGCCUUUGUCCGAGGUUCAGCGCUGGGACCUGUUGAGUGGGGAGUGGGUGCAGGGUGAAGUCAUGCCGGAUCACUCUAAGGAGAGCUAUGCGGUCGCCUUACUGGGCUGUACCAUUUAUGUGAGCGGGGCGUACAGAACCAACUCAACUGAGGUUUUGGAUACAGUCUGGGAGUACAACAGCGAUUCUGACUAUUGGACUGAAGGGCAGCCCAUGUUGACUGCCAGGUACUACCACUGUUCUGUUUCCUGUAGUGGCUGUGUGUAUGUUAUGGGAGGCUACAGAGGAGGUUCAGCGAUGCCACAGACUGAAGCGUUUGAUCCACUGAAGAGGAGGUGGAUGGCUGUAGCUGAUAUGGUGCAAGGAGUAGGGAACGCCUCCGCGACUGUGUUUGGAAGCAACAUCUAUGUAGCAGGUGGUAAUUAUGGCUUCAAAGGCAGCUGCACCUACAACAAGAUCCAGAGUUACAAGGUGAACGUCGACCAGUGGAGUAUCCUAACCACUUGCCCCCAUCCAGAGUACGGGAUGUGCCUGGUGUCUUUGAACAGCAGCCUGUACCUGGUAGGGGGUCAGACCACCCUCGCUGAACGCUUCGACCCACACACAGAAGAAUGGAUCCCGCUUGGCAGCAUGAAGGAGAGGAGGAUAGAGUGCAGGGCGGUGGCCAUGCUGGGCUAUGUGUACGUCACUGGGGGCUAUUCGUGCUCUAAAAGGACCUACCUGCAGAGCGUGGAGAAAUAUGACCCUCACACAGAUACAUGGGACAUAGUCGGAGAUCUGAAAGAAGCAGCACGUUUGCAUGGCUGUAUCUGUGUUUAUAAUGGCAUGUAGUGUAGAAGAAAGCUUCUCUUGGAUUGGAGUGCCAAUAGGGUGAACUGGUUUAAUAGCUCCCAGUUAGGCAGCGAUGUACCAACUGGUUUGAAUUUGAUUAUGUUUCUCCAAACCAGCAGAAUAUACUGGAACUCUGGGGUUAAGGAAAGAAAGAAAAGAAAGUUGACAUUUGGGCAAUACUCACAUUUAAUCUUCUUUUUUUUGCAGAGUCUUAAUAUAAAACCUACCAUCUAGCACCUUUAAAGUUUACAAAUUAACACAGGAAGUCACUGCCGCCAAGAAAAGGUCUGGCAUAAGACCCCUGUUAAACCGCAACACCUCGGUUUUUGUACAGACUUACCAAAAGAGUUAUGACAUGGUAAUUAGUGAGAUUUAAAGGUGCUGCUUAGCAGCUUUUCUUACAUUUGGAAACAGGCUAGUUGUCUUUAUGCUAAGCUAACCGGCUUGUGGCUGUAGUUUCAUAUUUUGUGUAUAGUUUCUUAGAAUACUUUUCAUCUUCUCUUCUAACUCUGAAUAAGCAUAUUACUUUUCGUCACCCCAUGCCCUCUCACUGUCACCAAACGCAACAACUGUACAUUGUGAAUUAGCAAAACCGCUGUAUGGCUACUUUUCCUGGAACUCAAAUUGCCACCUCAUGAGUAUUUAAAAAAAUUAUGUUUUUAACCUUUUUCGACUCAUUUUGCCACAUUUUGGAUACAGUCGAAGAAUGUGACAGGAACUGAUGGCUGGUUUUCUUAUCAAAGCAGGAAAUGUGCAGGUGUAAGUAAUAACAUUAACGAAGGUUCAGUUCUAGCAGUGUUCCGGUGAGCCAUGACCUCUGGGCUUCAGUCCAUUGUUAUGUAGACAGACAGACAGACAGAACUUUUUUCGGCUUUGCUCAAUGAAGUUAAACUCAAACUUGAAACUCUUCCAAUAAAGCCAAUCUGCCUGCCA
Messenger RNA from Cottoperca gobio, 2742 nucleotides. RefSeq names its product kelch-like protein 23. The record is from RefSeq and is a predicted model, not a curated record. Gene Ontology annotation, molecular function: protein binding. Lineage: Eukaryota; Metazoa; Chordata; Actinopteri; Perciformes; Bovichtidae.